Leptidea sinapis is the source of this 3561-nucleotide messenger RNA. RefSeq names its product NFX1-type zinc finger-containing protein 1-like. Gene Ontology annotation, molecular function: helicase activity. Bases 106 to 3519 code for a protein of 1137 amino acids. Gene Ontology annotation, cellular component: nuclear RNA-directed RNA polymerase complex. The transcript has 14 exons. The record is from RefSeq and is a predicted model, not a curated record. Lineage: Eukaryota; Metazoa; Arthropoda; Insecta; Lepidoptera; Pieridae. Gene Ontology annotation, biological process: regulatory ncRNA-mediated heterochromatin formation.
UAUGUUGUGACAUGUUAUGAAUAUGAAAUUUAUGAAAAUAAAGAAUCCAUUAAAAUUUAAUACGUAUUCGUAAACAUAAUUGUAUUUAAAAAACUUAUUGAUAUCAUGAGUGAAAAAAGUACACUACGUAUUGAUUGGUUUGACGGGACUGUGAUUGAAGAUACCAGAGGAAACACUUCAAGGUUUUCUGAUGAAGAAAUAAAAGAGAAAGACCCAACACCUCCCUCAGUAUCCCAAGAAGUUGAAAGAAAGGCAAUUGGUUUUAAACGAUUACUAGAUAUAUCCUUUUUACGACCCCCCACCUUGAAUUUGGAAUUAUCUAACCGGCCUGGGUUUUGGCUAUUAUUCAGUGGCCCUAUAAAAAGUGAUUUUAUUGUUUUGCUAAUAAAAAUCCUUAGUGCUGUCUACAGCUCUUUAGAUAGAGGAGAAAAAAAUAAACUUACUGGACUUUUAGAAUCAAGAUUUCUUAAUUCAGACUUUUUAAGCAAAGUUAAGGAAUAUAUGAUUGGGCUACCAGAUGUUAGAAUAUCAGAAAAAAGGUUGAAUAUGCAGCUGUGGGAGGAUGUAGAAACAUUUUAUUUCAAUGUGCUUACAUUGUGUGAGGGUAUGUUCAAUUAUGGGCUGCCAAAGCAUAAAUUACAACAGGUUUUUCAGUUAAUUGAAGUUGCUGAAGACAGUUCUUUGGGUGUGCAGGAAGAGCAUUCUGAGAAGAUUGGAGAAAGUUUCUACACAAGAACAUUAUCUUUAAAAGAUAAAAUUCAGAAAUCUUUGGCACAGGACAUAGAUGAAACUACAAUGGUACAUAUAAAAAAUGAAGACCCACUUUAUUAUAAAAAUUUAAAUAUAUUUCCUGCAAGAGAAGACUUAUUAGGACAGUCCAAAGUGAUUAUCAAACCCAAUUUAGUUGAUGGUGCAUACCCUAAUGUUGAACACUACUUGGAUUUACAAUUCAAGCUCUUAAGAGAAGAUUGCUAUGGGCCACUACGGGAAGGAAUAUUGAAAUAUUUGGCUGAUCCAACGAAAAAGCAGCAGGAAAACAUAUGGAUUUACCCAAAAGUUUCUAUUGUUCAUAUGUAUGUAAGUAACAAUAAGGUUGGCUAUUUAGUGGAUAUAGCCAGGAAUGAAAGACUCAAACAUAAAACAGUGGACUGUAAACAGUAUGCACAUAACAAGAGGCUGAUGUUUGGUUCACUGCUGUUGUUUACAAGUGACAACUUUGAGACUAUCUUGAGUGCAUCAGUGUUGGAGUCUAGUUUAAGUCUCUUAAGUGAUGGUUAUAUAGCUGUUACAUUUGAUAGCCCUGUGUCGAACACUAUCUUUGCGAAUGAAUUUCUAAUGAUAGAAAGUGAAGUUUUCUUUGAGCCAUAUCACAGAGUAUUGAAAGUGCUGCAAAGUUUUAGGACUGAUGAGCUGCCCAUGAAAGAGUACAUUGUUGAUGUUCAGCCGAAGAUAGAAUCACCAGCCUAUCUUACAUCAGAAUCCAUAUACAGCAUUAGAACAGAAAAAUCAGAGGAAAUUUACUUCCCAGUACUUGACAGAUCCCAGUGGCCCAACAAGGAAUGUUUUGGUCUAGACCAAUCACAAAUGGAUGCUUUUCAUUUUGCUCUUACGAGAGAUUUUGCGGUAAUUCAAGGCCCUCCUGGUACUGGCAAAACGUUCAUAGGAGUUAAAAUAGCUUCAACGAUUCUUAAAAAUUUGUCCCUUGAAGGAACCCCAAUGCUUAUUAUCUGCUACACAAAUCACGCCCUUGAUCAAUUCUUAGAAGGCAUACUAAGUACUACUACUAGCUUAGUCCGAUUGGGAAGUCAAAGUAAAAGUAAAAUCCUAGAACCAUACAGUUUAAGUAAUCUUAGAAGUAAAGUCAAGUCAAAAUAUAAUUAUUUAUAUGGUAAGAAGCUGUCGGAAUUAGAGAAAGUAUUUAAAGAAAUAAAUUACUUUCAAGCAGAAAUUGAAAAGUGCAAUAAUGAAAUUGUUGGGUAUAAUAACAUUAAGUCAUAUUUAAAAGUCAAUGAAAACAUACAUGCACUCAAAGAUAAAAAUGACGAUGGUUUAUUGAAUUGGCUUCUUGACUAUUCAGAGAAUAACACAACUUAUGAAAGUGAUAGAAAAGAAUGUAAAGAUUGGGAAACACAGUGUGCAGACUUAACUAUUCAUGAUAAAAUAGAGACAUGUUUCUCAGAAGAAAUAGCUAUAAACGAGAUAGAUUCGAUGAAAUGUAGUAUAAAAUAUGUAAAAGAUAUAACAGAUGAUGUUGAUGAACGCAAAAAGAUGAUAGAUAAAUUCAAUAAACAAAUUGAAAAAAUUGAAAGGCGCCUUGAUUGUUUUAAGAAGAAUAUCCGUUUAUCACGUGAAGGACGAAAACACCUAAAUAUAGGUAAUACUGGUGAUUUAUAUGAACUGACACCUGAACAACGAUGGUUUGUUUAUUUCAACGCAGUCGAUUGUUUAAAAGGCCAAGUAGUGGAGAAAAUGAAGGUUUUAAUGGAAAGACACAAGUCACUUAGCGCAGAGUUAGAGGAGGUAUCGACGUUAAUCGAUAGUGACGUCAUGAAAUCGGUUCGCGUGGUCGGAGUUACGACCACCGUGGCUGCGAGGAGGCAUGACCUUAUGAGGAAGUUACUAUCACCUAUAGUGAUAGUUGAGGAGGCGGCGGAAGUUUUGGAAGGGCAUAUUGUAGCAUCUCUCACGAACCGAUGUCAGCAACUGAUAUUAAUUGGUGACCAUAAACAACUUCGUCCUACAACAGCCUGCUAUAAGCUAGCGACACAGUACAAGCUGGAAAUAUCUCUCUUCGAACGAAUGCUUCGAAAUGGAGUCCACGCCAAGACAUUAUGUACGCAGCGUCGGUUGAGGCCGGACUUCGUUAAGCUAUUGGUGCCGGAGUUAUAUGAGAAGCUGGAUAGCCAUCCGGUGGUCUGUGGCUAUCCAAACGUGAGAGGAAUGAAGAAUAAUUUAUUUUUCUUCAAUCAUGAUGCUAUUGAAGAUUCUGGGAAUGGGGACACACAUAGUCAUAACAAUACUUAUGAGGCAAUGUUCUGCGUGGAACUUGCCAACUAUUUACGACAAAGAGAUUACACAUCAGAAGAUAUUACCAUACUAGCUACGUACACUGGGCAAGCCACACUCGUCAAACAGCUCAGCAAAAAAUACGCAACACUAAGCGAUAUAAAAGUGACGGUAGUUGACAAUUUCCAAGGAGAAGAGAGCAAGAUAAUCAUAUUGUCUUUGGUUAGAAGCAACAUGGAGGGAAGUAUCGGAUUCUUGUCUGCCAGUAAUAGGGUGUGUGUCGCUCUGUCUAGAGCUAAAGAAGGUUUCUAUAUUUGUGGCAACAUGAAGUUAUUGAAGAGUGCAAGCAGAUUGUGGAGGUGUAUCAACGAUAAGCUGGUGUCCAUGAAUGCUAUCGGUGAUCGUGUGGCGUUGCACUGCGAUCGACACCAAGCAUCGCUCAAUAUCAAAGAGCCCAAAGACUUCAUAAACUGCACGAAAGGACCUUGUCUGAAAAAUUGUAAUGGAUUUUGAUAUUAUGAUAUGUAGUUAUUAUUAAUAAAUUAUUUAUUGGUA